AAGAGGGAGAGGGGUUGAGUAUUAUUAAAACCAGACUACCUUAAGAUGACUUGGAGCAGUGUAGUCCUGUCUUCUUUCUCUCCAGGUUUAAACUCUUUAACAGGCCCCUUUGGAAAGGUAAUCCUGAAACAUUCAUACUGAAGCUGUUGGAACUGUGUUUUGUCCUCCUUCCGUGUUGAGGACUUGUUGGAGCAGGUUUUCUAUCUUGUUGGGUCAGUUUUACUAAUUGUUCCGUGGGAAUACUGAGUUGUGCUUGUCAGAAAUGGGUAUCUUUCUAUGAACACUGAAAUCACACUGGGACCUUUCAGCACUUGAGGUCCAGCUACAUUUCUAAUGAAAGUAAGAGUUUGACAGCAAGAUGAGGGUGCAAACUUUCUCAAGAGCGCAAAUAGCGCAGGAGUUUCGUUUGCGAUGCCAGGCACAUGCAGCCAAUGACAACAAAGGCUUUAAACAUGAGUUUGAGGAGCUUGAUUUAGUUGGCAAAGACCUUCCCAUUACAGCAGGGGAUUUGGAGGCAAACAGAGAAAAGAACAGAUACCCCUACAUAUUGCCAUAUGACCACUGUCGCGUGAGGCUGUCAGUCCAAAAUUUCCAACCACACACUGACUACAUCAACGCAAACUUUGUCCCUGGAGGUGGAUCAGAAAGAGACUUUAUCUGCACCCAGGGUCCUUUGAACAACACCAUGGCUGACUUCUGGAGGAUGGUGUGGGAGCAGAACGUCAGGAUAAUCGUCAUGGUGACAGCUCUGAAACACAAGGACAUAGUGCUGUGUGAUAAGUAUUGGCCUCUGGAUCGAGGGACAGUUUAUUAUGGACUGAUCCAAGUGACCACAGUGACCCGCAAACAGGGUCUAGAUUAUUUUGUCACAACCAUUAACCUCAGACAGAGAGAUUGUCCAACAGACAGGUUAAUCACACACUACUACUACCCUGCCUGGCCGGACCGGGGCGUCCCUAAAGACUCAUCCUCACUCUGUGCCUUCACUGAGCAUGUGCGGCAGAAAUUGGAAGCGAUUCCACGCCUGGGACCCGCCGUAGUGCACUGCAGUGCAGGUGUCGGGCGUUCAGGGACAUUUGUGACGCUGUUGUGGCUGAUGCAGCUGUGUGCGAGGGGCAUCAAACCUGAUGUCCGGGCUGCUGUUGAGGACCUGCGGCUACAUCGAAUGUGGAUGGUCCAAAAUCAGGAGCAGUACAUAUUUGUUCAUCAGUGUCUGCUGCACUGGCUCAGUGGAGGGAGUUCAGCACGCAGGCCACAAAUUCAGGGAGCCAGUUCAAAUAUUAACCAACACAUUCAAAAUCAACCCCUCAGCUCCUCAGGAUGGGGGAGCAGCGGAGAGAGGAGGAGACAUCGCCAUCAUCGACAGACAGCUCCAUCAGACCAACCACAGAGCGCAAUACAGCAGAUCUUGAACCCUGGGAACCUACUGAGGAGGUUACUGCCUUCCUCGUCACCCUUCAAUCCAGGCUCAAACGCCUCCUGAACUCACAAACUGUACACCUGAUAGUACAAACACCAGCAAGACUCAGGGUUAAAACAAACAACAGCUGUAUGCAUGCCCUCACAUGGCUCCUCAGAAGGAAUUAGACAGCAGAAAUAAUGCUUGGUGUGCUUGUGACGACAAGCCCUGCAGGUGGCAAACCGGCCUGACAACGUGCAAAUAUAUGCUGGUAAAGAAACCACAGACCCAGCAGUUUUUUUUCGCUACCAGAAGGAAAAGUUAAGGACGUAACAUGCCAGACAGGUCAAACCUGUUCUGUGAAUGACUUACUGAGAGAUUCACGAGAAUACAAGAGGACAAUGAUCAAGCUGCUCCCUGUGCAUACAGUGAGUUCCUCAGGGUGAUUACUGUGUACAGCUAGCUGCACAAUUCACUGUUUUACAUCUUUGCUCCCAUUAUUGAUAAAGUGAUGCUGCAGGAUUACUUUAUUUAGUUUCCUCUUCUGAAAUCAUUGUGUAUUAUUUCAUAAUCACACACUAAAGUACUCAAGAAUGCAUGUGCAUAAUGUAUAGCAGACUUGCUAGAAAGGCAGACACAUGGUAUAGUGGCUGUACAAAAACGGUCAUGUUUCAAAAACACACAGGCACUGUCAUUCUCCUUAGAUGACUGAAACCCAUUACAGUACAUGAAGGAGAUAUGAGUAUUAUACAUUAUAUAACAUAAAAGGGCUAACCCUCUAUUUUUUUAUUUUUUUUUAAGAGUCUUUCAUUUGUCGUGUAAUAAACAUGUAUGAUACAAUA
This is a messenger RNA of Eleginops maclovinus (Patagonian blennie), 2241 nucleotides long. RefSeq names its product receptor-type tyrosine-protein phosphatase V-like. Gene Ontology annotation, molecular function: protein tyrosine phosphatase activity. NCBI's taxonomy places the organism in Eukaryota, Metazoa, Chordata, Actinopteri, Perciformes, Eleginopidae. The transcript is spliced from 11 exons. The record is from RefSeq and is a predicted model, not a curated record. The coding region runs from base 359 to 1483 and encodes 374 amino acids. Gene Ontology annotation, biological process: protein dephosphorylation.